GAUCAUGUGAUUUGAAUGGAACUGAAGCUAUAGCUGGAACUGAAGCUGGAGCUGAAGCCGGAGGAGCUGCAUCAUCUGGUUGGCUGGGAAACGUUUUAGCGCUCCGUUUGUUAUUGUAUCUAUCUUCGCCGUUGCCUAGGUGAAUUUUGUUUACCGCAGAGAACGCCACCGCUGUGGUCUCUGUCUGAUUAGAGGCGCCUUAAGUGAGCGAACGAAUUUUUGCAAAACAGCUCGUGGAAAAUAAUUCAGUUUUCUUCAUUCCGCCGCCGACGACGCAAGCGCUCGGUUGUGUGCUCGCUCGAGAGGUCUCCGCCCGUCCACUUAUCGCCGCCACCGCUCCUCGAAUCGCGCUCGUGUGCCGGAUUGACGGACUCCCCAGAGUCUUCAAGUGAAUCGGACGUCUUCGACUGGAGUUCCGGCUUAAAAGCAGCACUCGCAACCAGGAGGAUUCGUAGCCAGCCGUCAGUAGCCAGCAGCCAGUAGCUAUUAGCCAUGGCCGAGAAUGAGCCGCUGAACGAGCAGCAGGGACAGGUGAAUGGUCGCAUCCUGCCCGCCAAUGGACACACUGCUCCGCUGACCAAUGGCCAGGUGCAUGCCAACGGCAAGGAUCCGGCAGUGGCAGCUCAGAACGGGCACGCAAACGGGAACGGGACACACAUCGAGGCGCCCUGCUGUCGGGACAUUCACGGCAAGGAGCCGCCGGACGGAGGAGCCCGCGCCUGGCUGGUCAUGGUGAGCGCCUUCCUCUGCAACGGCAUCAUCUUCGGGUUCAUCAACACGUACGGCGUCAUCCACUCGCUGCUGAGCGACCGGCUCAACAAACUCGGGGAUCCGGAGGCCUCCAGCAAGGCGGCUCUGAUCGGAUCCCUGGCCAUCGGCACCACAUUCCUCUUCUCCACAGUGGCCGGCUGCUUGACGGACAAGAUUGGACUGCGGCUGACCACGUUCGCCGGCGGAGUGCUCUCCGCGGGAGGACUGCUGCUGUCCUCGUUCUGCACCGAGAACAUCGGUGCCCUGUACUUCACCUACGGGAUCAUGUUCGGCCUGGGUGCGGCCCUGGCCUACACGCCCACCCUGGCCAUCCUGGGCCAUUACUUCAAGCGCUAUCUGGGCAAGGUGAGCGGCUUCGUGACCGCCGGCUCCAGCGUCUUCACUGUGAUACUGCCACCCUGUCUGGACAAGCUCCUUGGCGUCUAUGGCCUGGAGGGCACUUUACGGAUAAUGAGUCUCGUGUCCGCCUUCAUCAUCCUCUGCUCCUUCGUUUACAAGCCGCUGCAUCCGCCACCGGAGCCACCGAAGAAAAAGCCCGGAAGGUCGCGCAUCAAUCUCUUCCUGCGCUCCAUCGUCAACGUGGAGAUCUGGAAGCGCAAGCGCUUCGUCAUCUGGGCGCUCUGCGUGCCGCUCGCCUUGUUCGGCUACUUUGUGCCCUACGUCCACAUGAUGCAGUUCGUGAAGACCACGUUCCCGGGCGAGGAUGUCAACCUGCCGGUCAUGUGCAUCGGCAUCACCUCCGGCAUCGGAAGGCUGAUCUUCGGCGUGAUUGCCGACAUGCCCGGUGUGAACCGCAUGUACCUGCAGCAGCUGUCGUUGGUGUCCAUUGGCCUGGUCACCCUGCUGCUCCCGCUGACCAACUCGUACGUGGUCCUUGUCUCGUUCACCCUGGUCAUGGGCCUCUUCGACGGCUGCUUCAUCUCGCUGCUGGGCCCCAUUGCCUACGAGAUCUGCGGUCCGUCGGGUGCCACGCAGGCCAUCGGCUUCCUGCUGGGCCUCAGUUCCAUUCCGCUGACCGUGGGACCCCCGGUGGCGGGCAUGAUCUUCGACAGCACCAACUCCUACACCCUGCCCCUGAUUCUAGCCGGGCUGCCCCCACUGCUCGGCUCCUCGCUGCUCUUCCUCAUCAAGUGCGUCAAGGAGGAGGAGAAGGGGAUCAGUGCGCCGCGAGCGGUGGUCAUGGCCAACGGAGACAUCGAGAUUGCCGGCAACGGCCAUUAUCGGUCGGAUGGCUCCAAGUCCAGUGCACCGUUGAUGGGUGCCAGUAAUGGUGGAUCCCAUGGAACCGGCGAUGCGACCCCUAGGAUCCAGAGCAACGGACACGUGGACAGCGGAACUGGUGCGUACCCCGACUCACCUUGGCCUAGCCCCACUCGCAUCUCAGACUCCGCCGCCUGCGACCAUCCCAGUAGCUCGCUUCACACUAACCCGGGCGCCCAUGCGCCUCCCAGCUGCUCUCACACCGCACUGCUGGGCCGGGGCUCCAGCUACAGCUCCAGCUCCAGUCCCAGCAUGUCCCUGCCCCUGACUGACGACCCCAAGCGGCGUCGCUAUACCUAUUCCAUCUACUAACCCACUGCCUAAAUGCUAGCUGCUAGAAUCUCUCUGCUUCGCCUGCUGUAAGCCCUCUCUUGGGCACUUGCCGCCUUCUGGGUAUCUUGGUGUGAAUCGCGUGUGUAAUCGAAUAGCAUGACUAAGAGCACUUCACCAUCCCACGUCUCUAACCCUGCACCAGCACCAGCACUCCCAUUUCCAUUCCCAUUCCCAUUGCGUCCAAAAUGCUUUGUAGAUCGUAAGAUCGUAAGACUUGCUGUUGUAAAUAAAUGCCAGCCUAUGUCUCAUACAACUCGUUGCGUGUUCCGGAGUCAUCGCAUGGGCAGGCGCAAAUCCUUCGACCAGAA
This is a messenger RNA of Drosophila elegans, 2672 nucleotides long. RefSeq names its product monocarboxylate transporter 10 (gene kar). The record is from RefSeq and is a predicted model, not a curated record. Gene Ontology annotation, biological process: transmembrane transport. NCBI's taxonomy places the organism in Eukaryota, Metazoa, Arthropoda, Insecta, Diptera, Drosophilidae. The coding region runs from base 493 to 2343 and encodes 616 amino acids. Gene Ontology annotation, molecular function: monocarboxylic acid transmembrane transporter activity. The transcript is spliced from 5 exons.